Messenger RNA from Pneumocystis jirovecii RU7, 423 nucleotides. RefSeq lists its product as uncharacterized. The transcript has 3 exons. The record is from RefSeq and is a predicted model, not a curated record. Gene Ontology annotation, biological process: protein folding. The coding region runs from base 1 to 423 and encodes 140 amino acids. Lineage: Eukaryota; Fungi; Ascomycota; Pneumocystomycetes; Pneumocystales; Pneumocystaceae. Gene Ontology annotation, cellular component: prefoldin complex.
AUGGAUUUGAGGAAGAAAGAAGAAAUUUCUAAAAAGAAGUGUUUUUCGUCGUUAAUGGAAGGUAAAAGAGAAAUGAGCAAGAUAAGGUUAUUAAAGGGGAUAGAUCUGGAAAAUCAGGCAUCUAUUGAAGAAGAUAUAUAUCAAGAUGAAGAACUUAUCCGAGUAUAUGAAAAGCGGAAAAAAGAUAAUCAGAAGGGACUAAUGGAGAUUGAAAGACAAAAAGACCAAAGAAAGGUAUGGGUGAAUGUAGACAAUCUUUUUGUGCAGCAAAAAGUGGAAGAAACAAAACGUUGUAUUAAAGAAGAUCAAGAAUACCUAGAAUCAGAAAUAAAGAAAGUUAAAGAAAGAAUAGAUUGCCAAAAAAAGAAACUGAAAAUUCUACAAAAUAAAAUGAAUACUGGAUAUAACGAUUUUAAUGACUAA